GCGGCGGGGGAGCGGCAGCGCGGCCCGGGGCUGCCCGCGGGGGAAGCGGCGGCGGCGGUGCCGCUCGCUUCCUCAAAUGCGAUGACUCAGCAGCUCCAGGAUGAAUUUGACAGCAGUGUGGAGAAUGCAGAAGCUUGGAUGAAGGCCAUCCACGAGAGACUGAGGAUCAAUGACAACACCAAAGGACCUCGAUCUGCCCUGGAAGCCAGACUGAGAGAGACUGAGAAAAUACGUGCCCUGGAACCAGAAGGCAGCUUGAAAAUGGAUUUGAUUCUUGUGAAGGCGGAUGCUGCUCUUCGCAGCAUCAGUGAGGAGAAGAAGCGUGAGGUGCUCUCUAAACUGAAAGACAUUAAAGCCCUGUGGGAAGAGACAGCCAUAUACAUCACUCAUUGUCACAGCCGCAUUGAGUGGGUCUGGCUGCACUGGAGCGAGUACCUGAAAGCCCAGAAUGAGUUUUACACAUGGAUUCACAACAUGAGGGUCACCUUGGAGCCUGACAUUGAGUUGCAGCUUGGUUUAAAGGAGAAGCAGUGGCAGCUGAGCCACGCUCAGGUUUUGCAGAAUGAUGUCCUAAAUCAGUCAGUGCUGCUGGAAAGGCUGCUGGAGGAAGCUGCUUCGUUGUUCAGCAGGAUAGGAGACCCCAGCGUGGAUGAGGAUGCUCAGAAGAAAAUGAGAGUGGAAUAUGAAGGAAUCAGGCAAGAAGCUCAGAACAGAGUGAAACUGCUUGAAACGAUAACCAAGGAACACGAGCAGUACAGCGCCAGUGUCAACCAGUUUCAGUCAUGGCUGAAUGGUGUCACAGAGAAAUUAAACUGCUGCAUUGGAGGAGCAACCAAGACUUCAGCAGAGGACAAGCUAAAGGCACUGAAGGAAAUUGCCAAAGACAUUAGGAGUGGUGGAAAGAAAUGGAAGCGCCUUGAAAAUCAGUGUGCAGAGGUGAUUCAGAAUACCUCUCCACUUGGAUCUGCAAGACUGAAGGAUGAACUUGAAGAGCUCAGAAAAGCCUUGGAGAAGUUGAAACUGCUGAGUAGUGAGGAGGAGGAGAGAUUGCUCAAGAUCCAACAGUCUGAAAGUGCCUAUGAGUCCCAAGCCAGACAAUUGGAAGCAGACAUCCAGCAGCUGAGGAAAGAUCUACAGAGACUAGAAAAUGACCUGGACCCUGGGGAAGGGGAAAAGACUGAAGAUGAGUUUGUAACUCUGUGGAAAAAGUGCAAUGCAACAAGAGCAGCUCUGGCUGCAGAAGAGUCAAAGAUUGAGAGGCUGAAGGCUCAGCUUAAGGAACUGCUACGGUUUUCCCAAGAUGUGCAGCCACAUGCUGAGAGUGUUGUCUCUGCAAUACAGCAGUAUCAAAGUGUUAGAAGCAAGACUUCUAAAAUGAGCACUGACACAGAAGCCCAGCUGUGGAGACUCAUCCAAAAUCCACUGCAAAGUUUUGAGCAGUGGAAGCCAUCGGUCCAGAUGCUCCUGGAGACUCCAGAGCCAGAGCUGGCUCACAUUGAGGCUGCUCUAGCUGAAAGCUCACAGCUCAGAGAAAAGUUGGCGAUAUUACAGCUAAAGAAAGAUCUGCUAAACAAUGUCCUUGGUGAGGAAAAAGCAGAGUCUUUGAUUCAAGAAGUAGCUGAAGCUUCAAAGGAGAGAGAAAUUCUACACAAAAGUCUGCUGCAAAGCAAGAGCAAACUCCAGAAUUUGAUAUUGCAACAUAAGAACUUUGAUGCUGGUUUUGCACCAUUGCAGAAGAAAUUAUCUGCCAUCAAAGCCAAAUUAGAUCUGGAGAAGGAAACACAGCCUGACCUCUUGGGGAAAAAGACACAACUCCAGAGACUCCAGAUGAUCCAAGAUGACUUGGCAGAGCUUGCAAUUCACAUGGAGGAGGUAGAGAAGCUUGUUCAGUCAAAUACCACACACAGGCAUGAAAUGAACCAACUCUCAUCUGAUUCUCAGGCACUGAAGAGAUCACUGGAGAUGAUGAUACAGCAGAGUGAAGACCAUGUUCAGAAGCACUGGGCAUAUAAUGACAAACUGUCUGACCUCCAGCAGUGGAUCUCAGUAACCAGGGAGAGGAUUGACUCCUGCCAGGAUGCUGAUGGGGAGCAGAACACUGAGGGCAGGCUGGAAGACCUGGAGAGAUUGCUGGCUGAGUUUCCAGAUAAGGAGAUCCAGCUGAACCUUGUAGAAGCUCAUGGCCAGCUGGUCAUGGAGAAUUCUUCUCCAGAGGAGACUGCCCAUGUCCAGACAGAGCUGGAUCAGCUGAGGGAGUCGUGGAAAUCACUGAAGGAGAUGGCAACUGACCUCCUCAAAAAGUGGCAGUUAAGUAGACCAGUGGCUGACAAGAAGAAGAAGAAAAGAGCAUUUGUGGACAGCAGAUGGAUAUCUAGACCUGCUUUCCACCUUUUUGAUGUCGACCCCAACCAUAAGCAGGAGAAGAUGGGAGAAGGGCAAACUGCAAGCAGCCACUUGAAACUCCUACAUGACUUUGAAGAGUGGCUCCAAGGAGAAAAUACCAAACUGACCAAAAUUCUUGCUGGGACUCCAUCUUCUGCAGAGGAAGUUAAGGCACACCAGAGCCAACUUGAGGAGAUGCAGUCUCGUGUGCCUCAUGGUCAGCAACUCUUUGAGGACCUCCUUCAUCUUCAUCCUGUGGUGGGAAGUUCUGAGGACCUGGAGGAGCUGCGCUACCGAUGGAUGCUCUACAAGUCCAAGCUGAGAGAGGCCCUGAGCUCACCAAGUGCUGGAUCUUUGGAGGAAACAGACAGAUUCAGAAAGGAGCGCUCUGGAGGCCCGUGCUCGUUCCUGCAUCGCGUGCGCCGGGCCGCGCUUCCCCUGCAGCUGCUGCUGCUGCUGCUCCUGCUCCUGGCCUUCCUGCUGCCCCUGGCAGAGAGAGAGAGCCACAGCUGCACCCUGGCCAACAACUUUGCUCGCUCCUUCAAGCUGAUGCUGAGAUACGAGGGCCCCCCUCCAACGUAACUGCUGGCAUGGCACCAGGCGACGGCGGAAGGGCAGAACUCUGGUUUUAACUGCAGCUCACGUAGGUUUUUAGGGCUUCUAACACAUGCCAACGGGAUGCAUCACAUAAUGCAACUUAAGAUUAAUCACUUUAAUCAGGUAUUUGAGUAAAAUUAAUAUUUUUACAAUUUUUUUAUUAUUGUACUUAUAAUAUGUAUAUAGAGAUUGUUUACGUGUAUGUAUGUACAUAUAUAUAUAUAUAAAUGUAUAUCUGUGGUCAAACUAGCAACCACCAUCCACUCAUCCACUGUUUAAAGAUAAUUCUGCAAUGUUUCUGCCAUCUUUCAGCAAACAAUACUGAAGGAUGGUGUUGUGGGAUUUUCUGGGUGAUUUUUAACAUCAGAUUUUGGUUUGCAACUGAAGUAAGAGCAAGUAUGAGAACAUGUGGUCAUGCACCAGAGUGUAAACUGGAGACACAGUAGAAUCAUGAGGGGUUGACAUUCAGCCCAAGGAAGAUUUGGACUUUUCUCUUUGAAAUCUUGAGCUGAUUUUUCAGUAUCUGGAUACAGGGAUUGCAGAAGCUAAUAGAAAUGUUUCUACUGACUUCAGUAGGAGUGGGAGUGGACCUCCUCUUGUUCUUAUUUUUUACAAGAUUUCUUUUCCAAUUACUGUAUUUUCCAGCCCACCUGAAUCAGGAGAGGUGGAAUACAGUGGGAAGAAAGCUAGAAAAAAAAGAAUAUAUUUUUUUAGCAUCUCUCUAUCAGGAGAACUUUUAAAAUCAGAUCAUAAUUUUCUGAACAAAUUUAUGAGCACUGAACAAAACCUUGUAUCACCAAUCUUGUGUAUAACAAAGAGUAGGUUUUUUGUUAGAUUUUUGUGUUUGUGGGGUUUUAUGGUUUGGUUUGUUGGGUUUUUUACUUUAUAAAGAAGCAUUUGGCAACGGAUUAUAAAGCCUGAACAGUGGCAUGCAGCCUGGCUCGGUGUCAGUAAAGCAAAACUUGGAAGUACUUUAAUAAUACCACCCUGGAAAGAAGAUUCCUAUCUAGGAUUCUUUUGUAUUAAUGGUUUAUUGAAAUUGUGUAAACUGAUUGUAUCAACGUCAGUCGAGCAUAAUCUAAAUCUGUGUAAUCUAAACUCUAAAAUUUUGGCAACUUGUAAUUUAUUUACCUAAACCUAUGUCUGAUUUAUCAAAUUUUUGAAUGUACAUUAUACAUUGCCUUUAAUGUAAAAGCAGUUCUCACUUCAGAGGGAUGAAGCCAUUCUUAGUGGUGUUUUACCUAACUGACUCCUGGGAGAAAAGGUAAUUUCUAAAAAAUUUAUGCCAUUUCUGAGAGCUAUCCCUUAUUGUCUCAUGGUUUUAGCUACAGUAGUAAUCAUGAAAAAAUUAACAUAAGAAACAGUUACUUUCCCUCUCCUGGCUUUGUUGCAGGAGAAAUUUCUCUUCUGUGUAUCAGUAUGGGGUACUUGGUGUGAUUUUCUGCAUAAGGUCUAAAAUAAUAUUGUAGCUGACAGACUGAAGGAGGAAGGCACUUAUUUAAGAAAAUCAUUGAAGUUCUGUUCAAGAAGCAAAAUCGUGUAGAAUCAGGAGGCAUAACAGCAUGGAGCUCAGUUUGGGCACAGGAUUAGGAGAGCAGGCAGUGUGAAAGGAGCAGCAAAGCAUGGAGAGGAGAGGUGUCCAUCAAUUUGUAAAGCCUUAGAAAGGAGUCACAAUGAACACACAGGACAAGUGCACAGGGUCUGUAGAGAAAAAAAAUCUCAGAAUCCUUUUGGCUCCCCUUCCCUUCAUAUUACCAAUAUGUAAUAUUACAUAUUAAACAGCUUUUCUUCCGUUUUCAAGGUUUAAAAUGUGGUGAGUAACAGGGCUUCUACAUGUUCUGAGGAGACUCUCCCACCACCAGGACUCUGUCACUGUGUUCCUAAUAAUGUUUCUGACUAUACUGGGUUUGCUAGAGUUGGAUUAAAAUGCCAGAAGUCUGCUAAAAAUGUAAAAGAGUGGAAAUUAAAGGAGAGACAGCAGGAAUGGUGCAGGUAUCACUCAAAGGGCAAGGGGAGCAUGCAGCAGGAGCUGAGCUGAUGUGGGUUAAAACCUGGCUGUCAGGAGGCAGCAGAAGAGCUCUCAGAGCAGGCAGAAGGGACUGGAAGCAGAAAGGUGAGCAGAGUCCAUGUAUGCUGAGCAGUAAGACAUUCACUUUGGGAAGUGAAGGAAGGCCUGUGAUUCCUUUCCCGAAGGAGCCAGAUGGAGGGGAGCUAUAAUUUGUCAGAGAAUGGGGCAUAUUAAUUCCUUCCUUGCAGCCAUUCUUUCUGGUGGCUCCCUCCUCCUGACAUCCUCCUGCUCUCCUGAUUAGCAGUGCAAGUGCCAUGCACAUCCCUCUAAAAACUGCUGCCAGCCCUGGGGGAAGAAACCCCUGUGGCUGCCCAGCAGGGAGUUAAUCAUCACACACAUCUCCAGUCAAAUUAAAUCUUCCUUUAGAAAAGAACUGUGGGGGAAGAGGGGCAGUGACAAAACCUGCUCUGUGUGGUUGUGGAUGUGUGUAGGUGUGCACACACCUUUCUGUGAUGUAGCUACAUUGCAGUUCUCUGGGUUUUGCUGAGCUGAUCCAGGUGAUGAAAGUAAAAUACCAGUGAGAAAGUAAAAGUAAUGAGGAAAAAUAAAGCUGCAAAUGGAAGUCAGUAGGGAGAUGGAAAUUUUUUUUUCUAUGAAAGCACAAAAUCUCACAUCAGAUUUCUUUCUGCCAAGCCCUUCUGAUCUGGGUGAUUUGUAUGGGUUCACAAAUGCAUUUGACACCAUGGGAGUGUGUAACAGGGAGAAAAAAAUUCUGCACAGAAGAUCUUACAAGAACAACUGCAUCAUCACCUUGAUGUUUCAGUGUGGUGGCAGGUUUAAAAAAAAUAACCAAACAACUAAAUUAGAAACACACUUUUGCUUCUGGAUUUGCAAUCAGUUUAUUCUGCAAGUCCCCUGUCUGUAAUCUUGGAACGUUUUGCUUUAAAUCUCAGUCAAUCUAUUCUCAUUGACUUAAAUAAUCUGAAUAUCUCACAGAAGUGAUGAAUAUUUCUACUUCUUUGCAAUGAAAACUAUCCAAAGCACAGGACUUUAAUGUUCAUAUCACUGAAAACAAUUUAAGUCUUCCAUAAUGCCAUUUACCUCACCUGUUCAAGGCAGGUGUGAGAUUUUUCUGGCAAAGAAAGAAAGAAGAAAAUUACAAAAGCUUGAGAUGUAAAUGUAAAAUUUAAUUUUGUUUUCAUUCUCUUGUGGGUUUUUAUUUCUGAAAAGCUUGCAAUACUGAUUCCUGGAAGUGUGUGUAAAUAUUAAUCAAGUCAGUAAUUGGAAUAAUGAGUCCAGCUUCCAGGAAACUGUACAAAGAUCAGAUUCCUCAAAACACAAAUUAAAUCCAAAGGAUUUAGUUUGUAGGGACUGGUUUCCAAACCAGUCCUUAAAGUCUUGAGCACAGUUCCUCAUCUUUGCUCACAGAUGAUUUGGUGGUGAUAUGCUCACUUUUGUGCCUGUAAAAUCCCCAGCUCAUCCAUCUCUGACAUCCAGAUGUAACUGAGAUGUGUUGCAGCUCAGGUUCAGACUGGGGCCACUGCCUUAAGCCUUCCCUUGCCAAAGCCUGGGAUGCACAGAGCCCUGGAUGUGUCUGCAGCUGAGGACUUUCACUGUUUUGCCCCAAUGCAGUUGCAGCCGCAGUCAAAGGGUGCUAAAAGCCUCUGAAACCCAUGGAGUAUGUCUGGGGUUGUGAGUGGUGUGUGCAGCUGGCCUGCACUCCCUGCAGACCCCCAGCCUGUUCACAGAGCUCUGUCCCUGCACUGUGGCACCCAGGAGCUGCUGGACCACAUUAAUGACCCUGAGGUGCAAAAUCCUGCACUCCACUGCCCGUGCAUUACAGCAAGGCAUUACCCAAAGGCACACUCCAAACCCAGCCUCUGGCAUGGAAGCAAGGCUCAUUUGUAAACUGUAAUUGAUUCUGAAGCCUGAUGCUUUCCAGAGAAUUUUCAUGGCAGCAAUACAUUCAGGAAGAAAAUUGCUAUUGUGCCCCAUGUCUAUUUUAUCAGCCCUUUCUCUCAUUCCAGCCAGCAAUUUAAGUGAUAUUAAAUAUUAUUUAUAUAUGCCCUCUCCAGAAAUCUCUGUAUAAAAAUCAUCUUCAGUUCUAAGCACAUACAUUAGAAAUGUUGUAUUCCUCUGCUAGCACUCAAUCUCCAGAGCAGUCAUGAUUUCUACCAAGUGCUACUUUAUUUGUGCUGACUGACAACUUAGAAGACUCAAAUAUUUGAGGCUGUAAAUAAAGCUACUAGACUAACUAAUUAAACCACAUAGUGAUCACUGAAUAAUUUGGACAGCUUUUAGAAUGGCUCUAUGCUUCUCCUUAAUCCUUUUGUUGGAGUAUUUGUGGACCUCGGAGAGAAGAAAUGUCUCCAAAAAUUGGCCAUUCCUAGACAGACAGAUGGUGAUCUCUGCACAUCAGAAGAAACAGUAUUUUCUCUUUAGCUGCUCUAGACCUCAGGAGUUUGCUACAUCUGAUGUCCUUUUCAAUAUUAAAUAGGGAACGUUUUACUUUUAUGUAUGUGCAUACACAUCUCGUUAGCACUAAAGAGAUUUGAAGAGUGAAUUCAUGUACAAUAAUUCUUUUAACUUGUGUUGACACAAGAGAGUACAUUUCCUUUUUCUUUAGGGAAAAAACCAACCAAAACUGCUGUGACAGAUUCCCAGACCAAACAAAGCCUUUUGGAAUAACUGAAUAUUACAGACUGAAACUAAAUUAUCCACUAUAGAAAACUGGAAAAAUAGUUUUGCCUUUCAAGAAAUUAUGGUAUAAAACCCCCCAAAAAAAUGUGUUUGCCAGGCAUCAUAGAUAUCUCUCAAGUCAUAGGUUAUGUACCCAGCUAGCUGUAAGAGCUGCUUUUGGAGAGUUGACUACCCCAUGGACAGCAU
Melospiza georgiana is the source of this 7873-nucleotide messenger RNA. RefSeq names its product spectrin repeat containing nuclear envelope family member 3 (gene SYNE3). Lineage: Eukaryota; Metazoa; Chordata; Aves; Passeriformes; Passerellidae. The record is from RefSeq and is a predicted model, not a curated record. Gene Ontology annotation, biological process: nuclear migration. The transcript has 18 exons. The coding region runs from base 82 to 2964 and encodes 960 amino acids. Gene Ontology annotation, cellular component: nuclear outer membrane; cytoplasm; meiotic nuclear membrane microtubule tethering complex. Gene Ontology annotation, molecular function: actin filament binding.